GUUAAUAUGUUCAUACAUAUUCAUGCCACUAGCUGCUGUCAUCGGCGUCCCAUGGUCUGAUACAAAAACUGUUGGCGCAUUGAUCGGGAAGAAAAUUGUCAUUAAUGAAUUCCUCGCUUACGCCGAUUUAGGGACCAUGAUUAAAGAAGGCUCCCUUGAUGAAAAGUCUGCCGUAUUGGCAACAUACAUUCUAUGUGGAUUCGGGAGUAUAGCAGCUCUGGGUAUAAAUCUGGGCAGUCUGACGUCAUCAGCUCCAGAAAGACGCUCGCAAUUCGCCCAGCUAUCUUUACGGUCUAUGAUAAAUGGAAACAUUGCAUGCUUCAUGACAGCGUGCGUAGCAGGGGUGUUAUUCCAGACGUCACUGUCACUUGUUACUAUAUCACCGUUUAUGAAUACGGCGGAAGUGGCAUCAACUUUGAACUUUACUUUAAAUACAACUUUAUCAUCGUUGUUCAAUAGUUCACAAUCUUAAAAAUAUUUUACAGUUCAUAAUCUUUUAAAGUAAUACAUCUUUUCAUUUAUAAACAGACUUUACCCUUUAUAUUUUGUGUCUCAAAUAUCAUAUACAUUUCAACAUAAUU
Molecule: messenger RNA, 581 nt
Organism: Ruditapes philippinarum (Manila clam)
Lineage: Eukaryota; Metazoa; Mollusca; Bivalvia; Venerida; Veneridae
Product: solute carrier family 28 member 3-like
Exons: 3
Coding region: 23-472 (149 amino acids)
Biological process (GO): nucleoside transmembrane transport
Cellular component (GO): membrane
Molecular function (GO): nucleoside:sodium symporter activity
Source: RefSeq, a predicted model, not a curated record